CAAGCUUUGUUGAACUCCAACACCACAAGAUCUUGAUGCGUAAAAGCCAUUACUGAUCCGACAUGGCAUCUCCAAAGAUCAAGCUCGCUCUGCAAGAGAUCUCAGCAUCAGCAGACAAGCAGCAAGGCUACGAAACCCUUCUCAAGGAAACACCAUCUCUCUCCAGUCCCGCAACUCUCUCUCAAGAUCUAACAACUACGCUCGAUGCCAUAUUCGCAGAUUCCCUCGGUAUUGUGGCUACUAGAUCGCUUACCGCGUCUUUCGUCGAUAUCCUGAAACAAGUACCAAUCAACGAUGUCAAGGUCGAAGUUGGAGAGCACGCUCUGGUCAUCUUUCAAUCCCAAGCAUCCUCCUUCGAAGAACAAAAUGCGCAGAUCCGCGAGCUUAUGGCAACCGCACAUGAGGAUGACGAAGAUUUCCUAGCUGCUGCCAAAGUUCUAGCUGGCAUCCCUCUCGAAUCAUCGCAGCGAAAAGUCACGAACGAUGAUAAGAUCCGGUUCUGGAUCCGCAUUACAAGAAACUAUCUGGAGGUUGAUGAUACUACGCUGGCGGAGCAAUACCUGAACAAGGCCAAGAAUGUGAUUUAUACGGUCUCAGACCGGGAGAUGAAUCUACACUUCAGCCUGUGUCAAGCACGAAUUCAAGAUGCGAGACGCAAUUUCCUAGCAGCUGCACAAGGAUAUCAGGACAUCAGUUUCAUGCCUGUCAUCGCCGAGGAAGAGAGACUCCAUACAUUAAGCAUGGCUAUCAAGUGUGCAGUUCUUGCGCCCGCAGGUCCUGCUAGAAGUCGAGCUCUAGGCCGUUUGUACAAGGAUGAGAGAGCCAAUACCUUACCGGAAUACAGUAUAUUGGAGAAGAUGUUCUUGGAUCGCCUGCUGAGUCCUGAGGAGGUCGCCAAGUUCGCUGAAGGUCUGGCCACACAUCAGCUUGCGAGAACUUCAGACGGAAGUACUGUACUAGCGAAGGCCGUGGUAGAACACAACUUGAGAGGUGCUUCUAGGUUAUAUAACAACAUCGGCUUCGAUGCUCUUGGGUCGUUGCUUGGUCUGGACGGUGACAAGGCCGAGGAGACAACUGCUAGGAUGAUUGAGCAGGGCCGUUUGGUUGGCAGGAUUGAUCAAAUUGAGAGAGUAAUCUGGUUUGAGGGUGGCGAAGCUACGGGGGAGAAAGGCAGUGGAAGAGCCGAGGGGAUAGUCGGAAGAGAGUUGAAACGUUGGGAUGCCAAUGUUCAAGGACUGGCUGAGGAGGUUGAAAAGGUCACUUCUGAGCUGCAACUCGUCUAUCCCGACUUUGUGGCUGCCAAUCUGGUCGUAUGAGACGUCUGCGAGUGAUGACAUAAAAUGGCGUUCAGAAGGAUAAUGCAUGGGCAUGAGGAGCGUUUACUGGCAUUACAACAACGGCGUUACGAGACUAUGAGACCAAGAUCUCUAGAUGGCAAAUAGAACACUAUUGAUGAGCCUUCUAUCCUACUUCUUCAACUCCCCAUGGUCUCGAUCUUGUGACAAGUCAUCCUUCAAGAUCUCCGUCAGUCGCUCCGCUAUACGACUCCCAACCAAGUCAUAUCCUUUAGGCGUGAAAUGUAUGAUAUCAUCCCAUAUCUCUUUCCUCA
Mollisia scopiformis is the source of this 1609-nucleotide messenger RNA. RefSeq lists its product as uncharacterized. NCBI's taxonomy places the organism in Eukaryota, Fungi, Ascomycota, Leotiomycetes, Helotiales, Mollisiaceae. Gene Ontology annotation, cellular component: COP9 signalosome; cytosol. The transcript is spliced from 2 exons. The coding region runs from base 63 to 1316 and encodes 417 amino acids. The record is from RefSeq and is a predicted model, not a curated record.